Messenger RNA from Bombina bombina (fire-bellied toad), 1856 nucleotides. RefSeq names its product 7-dehydrocholesterol reductase (gene DHCR7). The record is from RefSeq and is a predicted model, not a curated record. Gene Ontology annotation, cellular component: endoplasmic reticulum membrane. Bases 114 to 1538 code for a protein of 474 amino acids. The transcript has 8 exons. Gene Ontology annotation, biological process: cholesterol biosynthetic process; brassinosteroid biosynthetic process. Lineage: Eukaryota; Metazoa; Chordata; Amphibia; Anura; Bombinatoridae. Gene Ontology annotation, molecular function: 7-dehydrocholesterol reductase activity.
GGGAUGGAUAACAGGGAGGAAGAACACCCUGCAGUGUAGUGUUCUACACACAAAGGAGCUGCACACGGGUGGAUGGAGGCUUCCCCAGUACGGUAACCACACAGAGCAUAGAAAUGGGUGAACGACGAAAAGUAAACACCUCCAGAGGAGAUAACAAAAAUAUUGCCAAUGGUGAAAAGGAAAAGUUAGGACAAUGGGGAAGAGCCUGGGAAGUCGAUUGGUUUUCUUUGGCUGGUGUUCUCUUCCUCCUUAUGUUUGCUCCGCUGAUUGUGUACUAUUUUGUGAUGUCAUGUGACCAGUAUCAGUGUGCUCUCUCUGGCCCCAUUGUUGACCUGUACACAGGCAAUGCUAAAAUCUCUGACAUUUGGAACAAGACCCCUCUCUUAAACUGGAGAGCUGCCAAGAUUUAUACAAUUUGGGUUUCUUUCCAGGUUUUUCUGUAUAUGUACGUUCCAGAUAUUUGCCAUAAGUUUCUCCCCAGAUAUAAAGGAGGGGUUCAAGACGGAGCACGAACACCUGCUGGCAUCAUAAACAAGUAUCAAGUUAACGGUCUCCAGGCCUGGAUUAUCACUCAUAUUCUCUGGUUUGCCAAUGCACAUUACUUCCAUUGGUUCUCUCCAACCAUUAUCAUUGACAACUGGAUACCUUUAUUAUGGUGUACCAAUAUUUUGGGUUAUUCUGUUGCCACAUUUGUUAUGAUUAAAGCGUACCUGUUCCCCAGCAAUGCAAAUGACUGCAAAUUCACUGGAAAUUUCUUCUACAACUAUAUGAUGGGGGUUGAGUUUAACCCUCGUAUUGGCAAGUGGUUUGAUUUCAAGUUAUUUUUUAACGGACGCCCUGGUAUUGUUGCCUGGACACUAAUAAAUCUGUCUUAUGCUGCCAAACAACAAGAACUAUAUGGUUAUGUCACAAACUCAAUGAUUCUCGUCAAUAUUCUGCAGGCCAUUUAUGUACUGGACUUUUUCUGGAAUGAAAACUGGUAUCUUCAUACUAUAGACAUUUGUCAUGAUCAUUUUGGCUGGUACCUUGGAUGGGGAGAUUGUGUCUGGUUGCCUUAUCUCUAUACUCUACAGGGAUUAUAUUUGGUGUAUAACCCAGUACAGCUCUCCACCACCGCUGCAGUAGGAGUCCUUCUACUAGGAUUGAUUGGGUACUAUAUCUUCAGACUGACCAACCACCAAAAAGAUCUUUUCCGCCGUACCAACGGGAACUGCAAGAUAUGGGGUGCAAAGCCCAAGUACAUUGAAUGCUCUUAUACAUCUGUGGAUGGCAAAAGGCAUUACAGCAAACUGAUGACAUCAGGAUUCUGGGGCAUGGCCAGGCAUAUGAAUUACACUGGCGAUCUGAUGGGAUGUUUGGCGUAUUGCAUGGCUUGCGGCUUUGAACAUCUGCUGCCUUACUUCUAUGUCAUAUACAUGACCAUGUUGCUUGUUCACCGUUGCAUACGAGAUGAACAUCGUUGUUCCAGCAAAUAUGGAAAGGACUGGAAAAUAUACACAGAUGCCGUGCCAUAUCGGUUAUUACCAGGAAUUUUCUAACAAGCAAAAACACUGUUUAAGUGAAAUGUACCAACACAUUUCAUUCAGGGUUGGUUGAACAAUUAAGUAAAUUUUACAAAAGUGUUUGGACAAUUAUUGCUUAUAAAUAAGCAUAUCUUAAUGGUAAUAUUGCAGAACCAGUUUUUUAGCAAAUAAGUUUGCUAUAAAUCCAAUUAUGGAUGAAAAGACUGGACUUCAGUCAUCCAGAACAACAGUGGUUUUAGGUGUUUGUAAUAAAGUCAUAUUACUUUUUUCUACAGUUACAUUAUCUUUAUAGAUCAACUGAUAUUACUGCUAAAUAAAACAGUAAUUAUUUUA